AUGGAAUAUAGACUAGGUAAAGAAGAGUCAAUAUACUCUGACGUGAGGAAUCGAAAAGCGAAGCAAGAAUACAGGGAAUAUGAUUCAUCGGAGAACGAUAUUGGAGAGAACCUGAAAGGAAAAAAAGUAAAGAAAUCCUUUUUGAGGAUUUCUACUAGAGACAUGUACUAUCUCUGUGGACUCAUCGUUGUUGCCAUAGCCGUAAGAGCAUAUAAACUAGAACAACCUAGCUCAGUAGUAUUCGAUGAGGUUCAUUUCGGCGGCUUUGCCAGGAAAUAUAUUAAAGGUCAAUUUUUCAUGGACGUGCAUCCACCACUAGCAAAGAUGCUAUUCGCACUUGCUGGUGUAUUGGGUGGUUUUGACGGAAACUUUGAUUUUAAAGAGAUUGGGAAAGAUUAUCUUGAGCCAAAGGUCCCAUAUAUAACGAUGCGUUUGUUUCCCGCAAUUACGGGAAUAUUCGUUAUACCAAUAAGCUAUAUGACCAUUAAAUUAGCCGGAUUUUCAACCAUCUCUGCCUUUAUGGUAGCAACUUUAUUGAUAUUUGAAAAUGGAUUGGUAACCCAGAGCAGAUUGAUCUUGUUGGACUCACCGCUGAUCGCCUCCACUGCCUUCACCGUUCUGAUGUGGGUAAAAUUUCAAAAUGAACAAAAGAGACCAUUUAGAUUUUGGUGGUGGGUUUGGAUGGCAAUGACAGGAGUUGGGCUCGGGCUGACUGUUAGCAUGAAGUGGGUGGGUCUUUUUACAAUUGCCUUUGUUGGUUUAUCAACAAUCAAGGGAUUAUGGGAAUUACUUGGUGAUGUAAACGUGAAACCGUAUGAAUGGGCGAAACAUUUCUUUGCUCGUGCCUUAUGUCUAAUAGUAAUACCUGUUUCCUUAUACAUGUUCUUCUUUGUGAUUCAUUUUGCGAUUCUGCAAAAUGGUGGUGACGGUGAAGGCUUCAUGAGCGCGGAAUUUAAAAUGACUCUAAAUGGUUACAGCCAGAAAGAUACACCUAUAGAUGUAGCCUUUGGAUCGGCAGUAACAAUCAAACAUCUCAAUACUCACGGCGGAUACUUACAUUCCCACUCGCACAACUAUCCGACCGGGAGCAAACAGCAACAGGUUACAUUGUACCCACAUAUAGAUGAAAAUAACCUGUGGUUUAUCGACAAUCACACCAGUCCCGAGAUUCCUUUUAAUGAAUCAAGUCCUAAGUGGAUUACUCAUAAUACCAUAAUUCGUUUAAACCAUAUUGCAACUAAUAGGAGGUUACAUAGUCACAAUGUUAGACCCCCAAUGACAGAUGAAGAUUAUCAUAAUGAAGUAAGUGCUUACGGAUACGAGGGCUUUGGUGGUGAUGCCAAUGAUCACUGGGGAGUAGAAAUUUACGAUCAUGAUAAGUCUGAUCCUGAGUCGGGUAAAAGACUUCGAGCGAUUAACACAAAGUUUAGGCUCCGCCAUAUGAUGACUGGAUGUUAUCUUUUUUCGACCAGCAUAAAAUUACCCGAAUGGGGUUUUGAGCAACAACAAGUUUCAUGCAUCCAUGAUGGAACUAUCCCAAACACCCUAUGGUAUAUUGAGAGUAAUUCCAAUCCGAGCUUGCCAAAUGAUACUGAAUUGGUGAAUUACAAAAAACCAGGAUUCUUUAAAAAGUUCCUUGAACUUAACAAGGUUAUGUGGAAUAUAAAUAAAGGGCUAACUGAUUCUCACCCUUUCGAGUCUCGUCCCAACGACUGGGUCGUAUUGAAUCGUGGUAUUAGUUUCUGGCAGAAAGACCGCCGUCAAAUUUAUUUAAUUGGAAAUCCUCUGAUUUGGUGGUCAUCUUCCAUGGCUAUUAUACUGUUCCUCGCCCUAAAGGCUAUCAUUAUUAUAAGGUCCAAGAGAGGAUAUUCGGACCACUUGAACGUCGAUAAAGAACACUUCGAAUCUUGGGCCGGCUUAUUUUUCAUGGGAUGGUGCUUGCAUUAUUUUCCUUUUUAUUUGAUGGCUCGUCAAUUGUUCUUACAUCAUUAUUUCCCAUCACUAUACUUUGCAAUACUCCUAAUUGGCGUAGGCUUUGACUUAUUCACAUUUAGACUUUCACCAUAUGGUAAUCCAUGGAUAAAAUCUGACUGUAAAAGCAUGAAAUGGGUAGAUACCUGGGAUUUUGACUGUACUUCUAAUUUUGAUACUUAUGAAGAAUAUUACAAGAUAAAUAAAGAUGUAUUCAUUGAACAUCCAACACCAAGAGAGGAAAUUGGCGGUCAAGCGGUGUUGAAUCCGGACGCGGAAGAAGAAGAGAUUCCAAGAGACGAAGAUGUAUCAACCAAUUUGGUCACAGAAUUCACAGAAUUUAAGUUAAGACACAAAAAUGACGAUGCUACAAAAGUCGAUUUAGCCAGUGACAAGAUUGAGAAAUCAGUUCAGCCGGACACACCGGUGGAGUCUCAUCCGAGUCAUGAAGAAAGUGAAAAAGAGGACAUAGUUUCUUCAGAAAAGGUCUCCGAUCCCCCCAUAGUUUCUGGGCCAGAUCAUGAAAAUUUUUCAAAAGCAGAGAAUGAAGAGAAAGAUGAGGACUCAACGAAGAAUGUUUAA
Molecule: messenger RNA, 2553 nt
Organism: Acaulospora morrowiae
Lineage: Eukaryota; Fungi; Glomeromycota; Glomeromycetes; Diversisporales; Acaulosporaceae
Source: the annotation of a GenBank genome assembly